Pollicipes pollicipes is the source of this 1519-nucleotide messenger RNA. RefSeq names its product tensin-1. The record is from RefSeq and is a predicted model, not a curated record. Lineage: Eukaryota; Metazoa; Arthropoda; Thecostraca; Pollicipedomorpha; Pollicipedidae. Gene Ontology annotation, cellular component: focal adhesion. Bases 107 to 1519 code for a protein of 470 amino acids. The transcript has 10 exons.
CCAGAAUGACCCACUAGUGAAACCACGGCAGCCACCAACUAAACCGCUCCCUCAGGGCAGGUUGGUGGCUGGGCGGAGGUCUCGGGAGCGGCCAGGUCAGACCAGCAUGGAGCUCAACUUCGUCACCCAGCGCGUGAUGGCGCUCUGCUUUCCACCGGGCGUUGAUGCUGCCACCUACCGGGAAAAUCUACGGGAAGUGGCGCAGAUGCUGCAGACCAAGCACGGCGACAGCUACAUGAUCUUCAACCUGUCGGAGCGCCGUCCGGAGCUGUCGGAGCUGCACCGCCAGGUGGCCGAGUACGGCUGGCCCGAGACGCUGGCGCCGCCGCUCGACAAGCUCUGCAGCAUCUGCAAGGCCAUCGACAGCUGGACGGCUGCCCAGCCGCACAACGUGGCGGUGCUGCACUCUCGCGGCGACAGCGGCGACAGAGGCGGCUGGGACCGGAUUGGCGUGGUCGUCAGCGCGUACAUCCACUACUCCAACAUCUGCCGCAGUCCGGAGCAGGCGCUCGACAGGUUCGCCAUGAAGAAGUUCUUUGACGACAAGAUCCGACACCUGGACCAUCCGAGCCAGAAACGGUACGUCAACUACUUCGCCGGCCUGCUGUCGGGCCUGAUCCAGAUCAACAGUAGCCCCCUGGGUCUGCACCACCUGGUGCUGGUGGGCUCGCCGCAGCUGCGGCCCGCCGGCGGCUGUCGCAUCUUCGUCCGCGUCUACCAGGGCAUGGUGCCGGUCUGGACGUCCGCCGUCUACAGCGUCGACGACCGCGCCAAGUACACCGUCAUCAGUCCGGAGAUGGUGCUCCAACUGCGGGGAGACAUCCUCAUCAAGUGCUACCACUGCGAGUCGGCCACCACGCGCCAGGUCGUGUUCCGCGUGCAGUUCCACACGUGCGCCGUCUCUGACCCGGUGCUCAGCUUCCCGCGGCAAGACCUGGACGACGCCUGCGACGACAUGCGCUUCCCGAUGGACGGCGGCGUCGAGCUGCACUUCUCGGCGUCGAGCCUGGGCCAGGACCAGGCGGCGGCGCCGCUCCGCGUCGACCGCGCGCCCGACCCCGUCCAACGCUGGAACAGCUACGAGGCCUUCUACGCCGGCGGCGCCGACCAGACAGGUGCGCUCCCUCAGGGCAGGUUGGUGGCUGGGCGGAGGUCUCGGGAGCGGCCAGGUCAGACCAGCAUGGAGCUCAACUUCGUCACCCAGCGCGUGAUGGCGCUCUGCUUUCCACCGGGCGUUGAUGCUGCCACCUACCGGGAAAAUCUACGGGAAGUGGCGCAGAUGCUGCAGACCAAGCACGGCGACAGCUACAUGAUCUUCAACCUGUCGGAGCGCCGUCCGGAGCUGUCGGAGCUGCACCGCCAGGUGGCCGAGUACGGCUGGCCCGAGACGCUGGCGCCGCCGCUCGACAAGCUCUGCAGCAUCUGCAAGGCCAUCGACAGCUGGACGGCUGCCCAGCCGCACAACGUGGCGGUGCUGCACUCUCGCGGCGACAGCGGCGACAGGUGUCUUCGGCACUGA